AUGUACGCUCAAAUCAAACCGCUUUUCCUGUGCGUCCUGGUGGGCCCCUCCGCUCUAGCAGCGCCCCAGCAUCACAGGCACCAGCACGGCCGCAAGCCCUGCAACCCCACCACGUACGAGGAGGUCGUCACAUACUCUGUAGUCACUACUUUUGUUGAGAGCACGACUGAGGCCUACCUAACAACAAAGGUAACGCCGACUCCGGAGGAAACCGAGGAGAUGACCUCAGCCGCGCCCUACCCAACAACGACAACGACCACAAUCAUGGCUCCGGAAGAGACCGAGGAGAUGACCGCAGCCGCGGUCUAUCCAACGACCACAACGAUAACGGCUCCAGAUGAGACUCAGGAGAUGACCGCAGCCGCGCCCUACCCAACAACAACAACGACGACCACGAUCAUGGCUCCGGAGGAGACCCAGGAGAUGACCGCAGCCGCGCCCUACUCAACAACGACAACGACCACAAUCAUGGCUCCGGAAGAGACCGAGGAGAUGACCGCAGCCGCGGUCUAUCCAACGACCACAACGAUAACGGCUCCAGAUGAGACUCAGGAGAUGACCGCAGCCGCGGUCUACCCAACAACAACGGCGAAGACGACACCGGAGGAGACCCAGGAGAUAACCACAGCCGCAGCCCCCACCGUCACCGCGGCCUCUUCCUCCUCCUCCUCAGGCGUCGACUACAUGACUACAGUCAACAAAUGGCGCGGCAUCAUGAACCUCCCCACCCUGACCUACAACGCCGCGAUCGAAGCGUCGUGCAUGCAAACACUGAUCAACAACGGCAAGAAUGCGCUGACCGAGGCUUCGCACAUGCUGUCCAACGGCGCCAUGGCCCAGGUGCUAGCCACGGGCACCUGGACAACCGACGGUUUUGCCAAAGCGUAUGUUCAGGAGUGGCUGUGCGAGAUCCCGAGCCUUCACGGCCUGAGCGGCGUGUGCAAUAACCCGGCCGGGUCGAGCGAGCAGGGGCAUGCGAAGAUUCUGACUUCGAAGAGUUACACUACUAUUGGGUGUGCGGGCUUCGAUGGGAAUGUGGGAUGCUCGCUUGGGUUUUGA
This is a messenger RNA of Anthostomella pinea, 1059 nucleotides long. Lineage: Eukaryota; Fungi; Ascomycota; Sordariomycetes; Xylariales; Xylariaceae. The record is from the annotation of a GenBank genome assembly.